CUAAACGGCCUGAAUUUGGCAACAGUGUUCCUCGAUCACGGGGGGUCAACUAUUCCUCUCCUACCCCCCAAAGUGCCAACGACACUGGCAUUUAUAAAGAAAAGUAGAAGUGCUGCACCUUUGCGCAGCGGCCGCCUUUAGCUGAAAGGUCUCCUCUGAGUGCACAAAGGCAGCUGCUGGAGGAACUGUUCAGCGCGAGGGAGCGAGCCGAGCGCUGAGAGGCGUAAUAAACAARCUCCGGCUAGCUACAGACAGGGACGCGGACUCGAAGUAGCUCCCCGGCCCAAGCCCGUAGCUUUACUCAGUGAAACCGGAUUCCAUCGUCAGGUUAAGACUUCUACAGAGUUCCAGCAGGAUGGAGGUGGAGAUGGAGGAGAUCCCCCAGGACGAGCCCCAACCUGAGCCUGAGAGCCAUGUUACCAGAGACCAGUGCUGCCAGACAGACGAGCCACAGCCCAGCAGCCCUAACCCAAUGACUGACCUGAACCCUGGCCCUGACGCAGCCCCCAGGACACCAGGGUACUGCGUGGAGCCAGGCGACCCUCCUCUGUUGCAGCAGCAGCUCCAGACCUCCAAGUCUGGCAUCCAGCAGAUCAUAGAGGUCUUCCGCUCAGGUACUGCCCAGCUGAAGCACAUGCUGCUGAAUGAGGUGGACACCAUCUUUGAGUGUAAGACAUGUCGCAGCUUGUUCCGGGGCCUGCCCAACCUCAUCACCCACAAAGAGUACUACUGCAUCACCAGACUGUCCAAGCCCGACGAUCCAGCGGGCGAGGGUGACAAGCAGAGCGUGGCCAUGAAGGACCUCCUGGAGGCCAUCUACCCCAGGAAGGACCGGCCGGACUACGUGAUGCGCCUGGAGCCAAUCCAGACCUCCAAUAACGCUGUGUUCCAGUUCCUGUCCUCCGAGGAGGAGCUGGCCCACUUCCCCCGGGCUCCACACACCCCUGGAGGGACCCGCACACACAGCCCUGAGCCCUGGAGGGAGCAGGGAGGGACGCCGGAGAAUGGGCAGACGGAAGAGGGGGAGGAGAGGAGGAGGAGUGACCAGGAGGAGGAGGGAGGAGAGGAGGUGGCGCGGCCCGAGGAGGAGGGGUCUACGAGCGGGGUGGAGGACGUUACCAUCUCGUGCUGCCUGUGUGGUAAGGACUUCAACUCUCGCCGCAGCAUCCGCCGCCACUGUCGCAAGAUGCAUCAGACCAAGCUGGAGGAGCUCCGGAAGUUCACCGAGACGCGCACCGUUCCCAUCAGCCUCCUCUCCAUGGUCAAAGGUCGGUCUCGCCCCUUGCACACGCCCAGCGGCAAGUCCUGCCCCGUCUGCUUCAAGUCCUUCGCCACCAAGGCCAACGUGCGCCGCCAUUUUGACGAGGUGCACCGCGGCCUGCGUCGGGACACCAUCACGCCGGACAUAGCCACGCGCCCCGGCCAGCCGCUGUCCCUGGAGGCCACGCCGCCCCGCAAGAGCGCCAGCUCCUCCCCCACGAGAGGUCACACCCCGAAGAGCGGAGGAGCUUCGGGGGCUACUAGCCCUCAGCCCCCCAAAGCCUCCACCGCGGUGCCCCCUGCCCCUUCUCUCCUGGCAUCGGCCCUAUACAACCUGGCCUCCUGCCGCUGUCUGCUCUGCAAGAGAAAGUACAGCUCCCAGGUCAUGUUAAAGAGACACAUGCGCAUCGUCCACAAGAUCUACAAUCUCAAGAACGUUAGCUCCGUCUCCACGACCGCAACCACAUCCACGGCGACCAACAAAAACAAAAACAACAACAGCAAAACAGCCACCAACACUGACAGCACCCCUAGCAACAGCACCACUAGCAACAGCUUGAGCAUGAAGGAGGAGGCGGUUGAAUCCUGGGACGACCCUGACUCCAGCCCCGCCUCGUCGCCUGGCGACGCGGACAGGAAGGACAUGGACAGGAAGGGCGUUGCUGUGGCAACCAAGUCGGGUCAAAAGAUCAAAGAGGAAGAGGGUGGCAGCAGCCCCAAGACAUCAACUCGUUCCACUUCCAGCAACAGCACCGGUGGUACUAGUAGUGGUAGUGGGACUCUUGGGAGACCCCCUCAGAAGCUCUCGGUGGGGUUCGACUUCAAGCAGCUGUUCUGCAAGCUGUGCAAACGUCAGUUCAGCUCGCGCCAGAACCUCACCAAGCACAUCGAGCUGCACACGGACGGCACGGACAUCUUCAUCAAGUUCUACCGCUGCCCGCUCUGCCGCUACGAGUCCCGCCGCAAGCGCGACGUCCUGCGCCARGUGACGGUGGUGCACAAGAAGUCGACGGGCUACCUGGCCAAGAUCGUSCCCAAGCUGGAGUCGCGUGCGGUCAAGCGGCCGGCUGAGGUGGUCCUCAACUCUCCCCCCAAUGCCAACAACAACAAGAGAGGAGGAACAACGGUCAAGGAGGAGGUGAACGUGGUCACGCGCCCCCAAUUUCCCCUUACGCCCCAGUCACACGCAAACAGGAGCUCCUCAACAACUCCUCCACCACCUCCUACCCAGUCACACGCAAACAGGACCUCCUCUCCUCCUCCACUCCGGUCACUCGUAACCAGGAGAGACAGGAGAAGCAGCAGGAGGCCCAAACCGGGUCACCUGUCACCCGUAAGAACGACAAACAACACCCCGACACCCCCGCCCGACACCCCCCACACGCGUCGCCAUGACGCCCACCAGGAGAGCAGCAGCAGUAGCACAGAGGUGCGUGUCACCAAGAACUUCUCGCUCCACGCUUGUGACGUGUGCGGCCGGGCCUUUGCCAGGAAACUCUAUCUGGAGUCCCAUAAGAGGAGCCACCGGAAACCACGCCACUGGUCAGCAUGCCGCCCAGUGACGCCAGGGCUAAGGGGGUCAGCACUCGGUCCAAGGCAAUGCUCUGAUCCCCAGUCURGUCUCACUCCUGGUUCUUGGGAGCCUCCCAUCCUGAGAGGAGAGACUUAACGGAUGAAGGAGCACCGCUAACGAUGAUGAAGAAAGCAGCUGGACUGGGAAAAGUGAAACUGAGAGAGAGAGAGAGGAAGGGGUGAACGAAGGGGAGACUUCCCAUCUAAGGGACCAAAAGUAUUGUUGGAAUCRGACACUAGAAGGAGGGAUGGGAGCCAACGUGAGUGAUGCCAGAGGUGUGGAGCCAGUGGACACUCAAUCUGUGGAGGCACUGAUGUUGUCACACUGCUGUGUGUAGGUUACAAUCACUGUACAUGUAGAUAUAUAUACACACACACACACACACACACACACCUGGUCUAGACCUGAGCCUGUAUAAACCUGAGGGGUGGGGAGAGAAGAGGGCAGGGUCGGGAGCGCUCUUAGCACACCAUAGAUAUCCCAUAUCUGACCAGUAGAGGGUGCUCCAGUUCUGCUUUUAUAGGAUCAGACUUUAAGGCAGGGCUCUCCAACCCUGUUCCGGGAGAGCUACCCUCCUGUCGGUUUUCACUCCAGCCCCAGUGGUAUCUUACCCGAUUCAUCUUAUCAACUAGGUCAUUAUUAGAAUCAGGUGUGCUAGAUUAGGGUUGGAGUGAAGCUACAGGACGGUGGCUCUCUAGGAACAGGGUUGGAGAGACCUCCCCUGUGUAGGCUGUGAAGUUGGCCCAGCCAGAGCCAGCAGUAGUGAUGUUAGUGGUUUAUUUCCCCAGCUCAUAGUAAGCUAUCCAUCCACUGGGAAGGACUCCAUACUAACUCAGUUCAUCCAGAUAGGCUUUAGUUUUUCUGUCAUUCCAAGAGAUAUGGUUUGGGUGAUUAACUGACAGAGAAAGACAUGUAGGUAGCUGACCAGCGAUACACUGGCACAUUGAAGAGAUGGUGACCAUUGAUUGGUUGGUUGAUGAGUGCCUAUAGCUGUGUUUAAACAGGCAGCCCAAUUCUGAUAAAAAAAUUUCACUAAUUGGACUUUUGACCAAUCAGAUCAGCUCUGAAAAAGCUUUGAUAGGUAAUUCUCAGAAAAGUCUGGCGAAAAUGUUACAUUUAUUUCAAAUAAGACACUUAGUCCUUUUGCAGAUGCAUCAUGGUUUUGUAACUCAAUUUUCUACAGAGUUUWAAAAAAAGAUCAGUUUGGUCAAAAGACCAAUUAGGGAGGGGAGAAAAAAUCUGAAUUUGGCUGCCUGUAAAAACGUAGCCAUGGUGACAGACCAAAUGUACCAUGUCUUGUUCAGUCAGAAAGCAAUGGCACAAUAGAAACAGACCAAAUUGUAUUUUUCUAACGGAAAAGCUUGUUAAACCAGGUCUCGGACUGAUGUACAUAUUAACUAUCAUAUGGAUGGUAUAAACGAUAGAUAUAUUGGCAGAUGUAUAGGUGAUGUAUAGUUUUCGUUUGAAUCUCCCUGAAAAGUAGCGAUAUUGUAUAGCCUACUGUUUGGUUACAUAUGCUCCAAUAUCUCUGAAUAGUGAGAUUUUUAGUUUUUCUCUAUGUGUUCAAAGCACUUGAAGAAUCUGUUAUGUUCAGACUCUCACUCACAUGACUGUGUCAAAACCAGAUGGUGAAAUGACGUAGAGAGUUUUCUUUCUUUCUUUAAACGAGAGGAUGUGUGUUUCGGCGGCACAUCUGUGACAGAGCAGAAGGGAAAUGAAGUGAUUUUACUUUUCAAGACUGAUUUUCCUUAUUUGUCCUCUACAUUCAGAUAUAAAAGAGUGUAGCCAUUUCCCAGGACUGUGUACUAACUAACCUAAACACCUCCAUAGGAUAAGGAGAAGAGUAGAUCAGGUAGGUUUUCUGUUGAAAAUAAUGUAACCCAUAAAUCCAUCCUGAAGAAAUCAACUUUUAACCCAAUAAUAAACGACCCAAAAGGAAAA
Messenger RNA from Salvelinus sp. IW2-2015, 4774 nucleotides. Its product is annotated as zinc finger protein 800-like. The record is from RefSeq and is a predicted model, not a curated record. NCBI's taxonomy places the organism in Eukaryota, Metazoa, Chordata, Actinopteri, Salmoniformes, Salmonidae.